AGUCCUUCGUCUUCUCUUUAUUUUUAAAUGUUUGCAUGUCUUGGUGUUAAAUUUUGAUUUUAUGGCAACUUAGUUCGAGUGUCUGUGUACAGGAAACACCCGAUAAUCCUCGCUAAUUUAAAGGGGAAAAUGUCCUGCUGGUUGUCGAAGGAGACAUUGGUGCUGGCAGAAGAUUACUUGGAAUUCUGCGUUGGAGUGCAGCGGACACCGCCCGGCCCGGCCUCAGAAGCAAUGCGCUGCUUGGCCAAGGAGAUCGAGAAGCAGAAUCUCUCCAAAUUUCGCUCUCUCGUGCAAACUUUUCUGGACUCUUGUGGACCGGACCGCAGCACUAGUUUAAGAAAGGUGAUGGCGGAGAUGGUAGGGGAUGGGAAGUUAAACUGGGGGAGAGUGGUGUCGCUCUUUGCAUUCACCGGAGUGCUGGUGAGCGAGCUCCAUUCCCGAGGGGAAGGGAAGGACUGCUGCAGAAGACUGGCGGAGACGAUAGCCGACUACCUGGGAGUGGAGAAACAAGACUGGCUGUUGCAAAAUGAAGGAUGGGACGGAUUCUGCAAGUUUUUUCACAGUUCAAGAGGACAGAACCACGAGUCCGCCAUGAAGACGGCGCUGUUCGCCGCCGCCGGGGUGGGCAUUGCGGGUAUAACGUUCCUGUUCGUGCGCUGACGCCUUCUACGCUUUCACUUCCAUAAUUAAAACAGGACAACCUUGCAAAUUAUAGCUGCAAAAGAUAAUAAUGUGAUACAGAUCCGAAAGUGAGGUAUUCUGAUUGUACGAUUGGGCUGGUGGGACCUCUUACCGGGAACCCCUGCGGAUGUGCCCUUCUAUGCUGGUCACCUUUGAUUGGGAUGUUGACUGAAUGUGUUCCAGUUCGCGAAGCGCAUCACGUGGAACGUGUCCCUUAAUUGUUCAUUAUUAAAUCGUGAUACUGCUUAGGAAUGACUGAAAGAAUGGGCGAAAUGUUUCACUUUUCACUCACUGAAUAAUAAUUUGAAUUAAUCAACGCAUUUGUUGUUCUUGGUGAUCGGUUAAUUUGGUCGAAAAUUUCUGCUGUUAUUAGUUUGAGAAACCAGUUAAAAGUGACGUUUGAUUACCACGAGCACACUUAUAAUGUUGGCGUAAGGUAGGGUCGGUUUGCUGAGAUGUGAAUCAUUCAGUCAGCAUGUCAGUCAGAGCCCAGUGUCCCUUCCUCUGACACUCCAGCCCGUCUUAUGGCUCCCAGUAAGAGCCGCGUGACUGACUUUUCGCCCACACGUGACUAUGCAUUUAUGCUUGCCUUGGCACCGAGGUUUUAACAGAGAUUCAUUGUCAAACAUAUAUCAUGCACCGUGGAUGAAGCAUUGCUGUAUUAAAACAUUUGUAAUGUAUUAUCAAAACACUACUAAGCACGGUUGGUAUAUUCUCAGAUGAAGACCCACCAACUCACUGCGUAUGGAAUACCUGUCUUUCAAAUGGCUGUUGGUCAAACAUUGUUCAAGUAAUUUAUAAAUUUAAUAUAUUUAUAUUAAAAUAAAAAUGUACCUGAAGUUCCAA
Molecule: messenger RNA, 1527 nt
Organism: Brienomyrus brachyistius
Lineage: Eukaryota; Metazoa; Chordata; Actinopteri; Osteoglossiformes; Mormyridae
Gene: bcl2l10
Product: BCL2 like 10
Exons: 3
Coding region: 130-660 (176 amino acids)
Biological process (GO): intrinsic apoptotic signaling pathway in response to DNA damage; extrinsic apoptotic signaling pathway in absence of ligand; regulation of apoptotic process
Cellular component (GO): mitochondrial outer membrane
Molecular function (GO): protein heterodimerization activity; protein homodimerization activity
Source: RefSeq, a predicted model, not a curated record